Molecule: messenger RNA, 837 nt
Organism: Impatiens glandulifera
Lineage: Eukaryota; Viridiplantae; Streptophyta; Magnoliopsida; Ericales; Balsaminaceae
Product: zinc finger protein 1-like
Exons: 1
Coding region: 34-678 (214 amino acids)
Biological process (GO): negative regulation of abscisic acid-activated signaling pathway
Source: RefSeq, a predicted model, not a curated record
CAUAAUGGAGCAAAUAAAUCAAACUUCCUAAAAAUGGAGUCUUUUACAAUGAAUCAAGAAACAGAAACCGUCGCAGGCGGCGGCGAUGAAUCCGGCGAUUCCGCCAAUCAAGAACUCAAUCUUAUCGACAAUCUGAACUCAAACCCAAUUGGGAUCCCGUCGGAUGAUACCACCGGCGACGGCGAACCAAGAAUUUUCUCAUGUAAUUAUUGCCAGAGAAAGUUUUACAGUUCACAAGCACUAGGAGGCCAUCAAAACGCCCAUAAAAGAGAAAGAACAAUAGCCAAACGAGGUCUCCGAUUGGGAUCGGCUUCUUUGUUUCCGGGUCAACCGUAUUUCUCAAGCUUAGCUUCUCUUCCUCUUCAUGGAGCUUCAUAUAACAAUAGAUUUCUUGGAAUUCAAGCUCAUUCUUUGAUUCAGAAACCGUCCAAUUUCAUGCCUAGUUCUUCUGGGUUCAAGAGUAUGUUCGCCGGAAAUGGGGCUGGAUGGUCGUCGGAGCAAAGUUUAGCACCGGCGCAGGUGAAUCGGAAUGGGGCGGCUAGAUUUGUGACGAUGGGAGUUCCGGUGGGAGCCGCCGGCGACGGUGGUUAUUGGUGGUCAGUUGGUGAUGCUACUGGUCGUAUGAAAAAGGUUAAGAAGGAUGAUAUUAAUAAGCUUGAUUUAUCACUUAAGUUAUGAUGUUGUAACUUUUAAGUCCUUUAACUUUGUAUUUAGUCAAGUAUAUCCUCUAUACUUUUUCCUUUUUUUUUGUUUUUUUUUUAGAUUGGAAACCUCAUUUUCAUGAUUGAUAUUGAUCAUUGUUUUUGCUAAAUAAAAAAAAGUUCAUAAUUAUAAGGU